AUGGCCACCAAGUCAACUUACGACAGAAGCAACCUUACCAGUGUUGACGGCCUCAUAGCUGUAGUGACUGGUGGCGGGACAGGUUUAGGUCUCAUCAUCGCUAGGACGCUGGAAGCCAAUGGAGCUACGGUCUUCAUCACUGGCAGACGUCAGGACAAGCUAGACGAGGCCGUGAAGUCAGCACAACAUGGCAGGAUCCACGCAAUCCAAGGCUCCACAACGUCGCACGACGACCUUCAGCGGGCAGUUGACUUCGUUACGGAGAAGACCGCAUACAUAGACUUGCUGGUGAACAACGCUGGCCAAACCACAUUUGACAGCAGCCCAAAUGCGAGACCUAAGCCGACGGGUCAGUCUUCCGUCGCAGAGAUCAGAGACUACUAUUUCAACUACCGUCCGCAAGAGCUGUGGCGGGACACGCUGGAAACCAACAUCGCCGCUGUCUUCACUACGUCUAUGGCAUUUCUGGAGCUACUCGAUGCUGGCAACAAGCGGAGAGCGAGCGAGCUACCGAAAAGUCAAAUCAUUGUCAUCGGAAGCACCGGCGGGCUCACAAGGUUCACCGACAGCUUCAUAUACAAUGCUUCGAAGAGCGGCGUCCACCAUUUGAUAAAAAACCUGGGAGGCUUCCUUGUGCCCCACGAUAUCCGGACAAAUAUCAUCGCUCCAGGCUGGUUCCCUUCUGACAUGACGGCCGCUGUGUCCAAAGCAUACGAGUCCACUGGAGGCGUCAUGCCUCGCGAGUUGGUGCCUCAGCAGAGGAUGGGCAACCCGGACGAGCUUGCUGGGACAGUGCUCUACCUGGCAUCCAAGGCUGGUGGAUUCUGCAACGGCGCCACGCUGGUGAUAGAUGGCGGAUUCUUACAGAAUCAUGCUGGACCAUAA
This is a messenger RNA of Saxophila tyrrhenica, 885 nucleotides long. RefSeq lists its product as uncharacterized. Gene Ontology annotation, molecular function: oxidoreductase activity. The record is from RefSeq and is a predicted model, not a curated record. Bases 1 to 885 code for a protein of 294 amino acids. The transcript is spliced from 9 exons. Lineage: Eukaryota; Fungi; Ascomycota; Dothideomycetes; Mycosphaerellales; Extremaceae.